Schizophyllum commune H4-8 is the source of this 1763-nucleotide messenger RNA. Its product is annotated as FAD/NAD(P)-binding domain-containing protein. The record is from RefSeq and is a predicted model, not a curated record. Bases 273 to 1685 code for a protein of 470 amino acids. Gene Ontology annotation, molecular function: FAD binding. The transcript is spliced from 8 exons. Lineage: Eukaryota; Fungi; Basidiomycota; Agaricomycetes; Agaricales; Schizophyllaceae. Gene Ontology annotation, biological process: secondary metabolite biosynthetic process.
GCAGAAAUUAUCCGCCUUAGAGAGAGCCUACUCACCGUGCAUUCGUAAAACAACGAUGGGCGUCGUUCUAUCCGUGAGCUUCGACCUUCGGGGCCGCAGAUUCGUGUGAAGACGUUUGUCGUGCCCUCCCAAUCUGCGUACUGUCGGAGAAGCGCCGUGGCGACCUACGUUGUCGAAGGCGCCCUAUAAGAGGCUUGCCAGCGUCGCUACACCUCAUCGUAGACCUCCUACACCCGACUACACUCACAUUGCUAGUCCUCUCACCACACAACAUGGCCGCCCAACCCUCUCGCAAGAUCAACAUCGCCGUCAUCGGCGGCGGCAUCGGCGGCCUCGCCCAGGUCCUCGCCCUCCAGCACUUCUGUGACAUGUCCCAGCUGGACGUGCAUAUCUACGAGGCCGCUACGCACAUCAACCAGAUUGGCGCCGGCAUCAAUAUCUGGGAGCGGGUGUGCGAGAUGCUGGGCGAGAUUGGACUGAAGGAGGAUAUUGCGCGGUUGUUACGGGAGAAUGAGAACACUCCCUGGGUCUGCCGCAAGAGCGAUGAGAAGGAAGGCGUACCGAUUACCGAGAUUGUUUUCGGGGAGGCAGGCCGCAUGCUCCUCCUCCACCGCGCGGAUGUCCAGGAGCUCUUCAUGAAGCACCUCUCGCCCGAGGUCGAAAUCCACCUCUCCCACCGCCUCGAGUCCUACUCCUACACCGACGCCCCCAAUGAGCGCAUCAAGCUGCAUUUCAAAGGCGGCGACGAGGCGCGCUGUGACCUGCUCAUCGCCGCGGACGGCGUGCAUUCGGUCGUCCGGAAGCAGCUGCUUCCCGAGCUCGCUAAGGAGCUAGGCAAUGAGGAGCUGAAUGCCAGCGCGCAGCCGCUGUUCAGUGGGAGUAAGGUGUAUCGGGAUUUGGUUCCCUCUGAGGAUCUGGCGAAGCUCUGGCCCGGACAUCCAACGCUGGUGAAGCCGCAUAUUUACUGCGGCAAGAACAAGCACAUCAUCACCUACCCCAUCCACCUGGGCGACAAGCACUUUGUCAACGUCGUCCCCUUUUACACCGACCCGUCGAAGGAGAACACGCCCUUCUCGGGGUCGCAGAUCGGCCAGGCGACCACUGAGGAGGUCCUGAAGAUGUACGAAGGGUGGGAGCCGGAGGUGCAGGCGUUGUUGGGGUGCAUGGCGAAGCCCUCCCAUUGGGCUGUCCUUACGCUGAAGCCCUUCGAGACAUGGGCGCACAACGGCGUCGUCUUGCUCGGAGAUGCUGCCCAUGCCAUGGUCCCCCACAUCGGCGCCGGCGCCUGCGAGGCGAUCGAGGACGGCUACGUCCUCGCCCAGAUCCUCGCUUAUGCGCAGAAGAAGGGCCCCCUCGAGGCGCUGUCUGACGAGACGAUGGACCUGUACAACCGCCUCCGCCCGCCCAUCGCGAACUUUGUGCACGAGCGCGCGCGGCUGCAGGGUCUGUUUUACGAGUUUAAUGAGGAGGGGGCGGAUCUGUCGCUUGUGGAGGCUGGGUCGCCUUUCUACACCGAGAGCGCGGAGGGGGGCGAGGAGGGCAAGGAUGGCGUGAAUGGCAAUUCGGAGGAGGCGAAGAGGCUGGCGAAGCUUGGGUACGGGAUGCAGGAUGGAUAUGUGUGGUGGAAGCAUAGCAUUGUGCGCGAGACGGAUGCGGCAGUGAAGCGGGCUUUGGGGGAGGCGUAGGGGAAGCAAGGAGACCCCUUUACGAAGCUUUGAACUAGAAAUACACUGUAUUGCGUUCGAUAGAGAAUCAUUCGUCAU